This is a messenger RNA of Mercenaria mercenaria, 3936 nucleotides long. RefSeq lists its product as uncharacterized. The coding region runs from base 2851 to 3936 and encodes 361 amino acids. NCBI's taxonomy places the organism in Eukaryota, Metazoa, Mollusca, Bivalvia, Venerida, Veneridae. The record is from RefSeq and is a predicted model, not a curated record. The transcript is spliced from 12 exons.
UAAAAUAUUUUAUAGUUUUGUUUUACCUUUUUAGCUCACCUGUCACAAAGUGACAAGGUGAGCUUUUGUGAUCGCGUGGCGUCCGUCGUCCGUCCGUCCGUGCGUUCGUGCGUAAACUUUUGCUUGUGACCACUCUAGAGGUCACAUUUUUCAUGGGAUCUUUAUGAAAGUUGGUCAGAAUGUUCAUCUUGAUGAUAUCUAGGUCAAGUUCGAAACUGGGUCACGUGCUGUCAAAAACUAGAUCAGUAGGUCUAAAAAUAGAAAAACCUUGUGACCUCUAUAGAGGCCAUAUUUUUCAUGAGAUCUUCAUGAAAAUUGGUCAGAAUGUUCACCUUGAUGAUAUCUAGGUCAAGUUUGAAACUGGGUCAUGUGCCGUCAAAAACUAGGUCAGUAGGUCUAAAAAUAGAAAAACCUUGUGACCUCUCUAGAGGCCAUAUUUCUCAAUAGAUCUUCAUGAAAAUUAGUCAGAAUGUUCACCUUGAUGAUAUCUAGGUCAAGUUCGAAACUGGGUCACAUGCCAUCAAAAACUAGGUCAGUAGGUCUAAAAAUAGAAAAGCCUUGUGACCUCUCUAGAGGCCAUAUUUCUCAAUGGAUCUUCAUGAAAAUUGGUCAGAAUGUUCACCUUGAUGACAUCUAGGUCAAGGUGGAAAUUGGGUCAUGUGGGGUCAAAAACUAGGUCAGUAGGUCUAAAAAUAGAAAAACCUUGUGAUCUCUUUAGAGGCCAUAUUUCUCAAUGGAUCUUCAUGAAAAUUGGUCAGAAUGUUCACCUUGAUGAUAUCUAGGACAAGUUUGAAACUGGGUCACGUGCGGUCAAAAACUAGGUCAGUAGGUCUAAAAAUAGAAAAACCUUGUGACCUCUCUAGAGGCCAUAUUUCUCAAUGGAUCUUCAUGAAAAUUGGUGAGAAUGUUCACCUUGAUGAUAUCUAGGUAAGGUUUGAAACUGGGUUACGUGCGGUCAAAAACUAGGUCAGUAGGUCGAAAAAUAGAAAAACCUUGUGACGUCUCUAGAGGCCAUGUUUCUCAAUGGAUCUUCAUGAAAAUUGAUCAGAAUGUUCCUCUUGAUGAUAUCUAGGCCAAGUUCGAAACUGGGUCACGUGCGGUCAAAAACUAGGUCAGUAGGUCGAAAAAUAGAAAAACCUUGUGACCUCUCUAGAGGCCAUAUUUUUCAUGAGAUCUUCAUGAAAAUUGGUGAGAAUGCUCACCUUGAUGAUAUCUAGGUCAGAUUCAGAAGUGGGUCACGUGCCUUCAAAAACUAGGUCAUUAGGUCAAAUAAUAGUAAAACCUUGUGACCUCUCUAGAGGUCAUAUUUUUCAAUGGAUCUUCAUGAAAAUUGGUCAGAAUUUUUUAUCUUGAUGAUAUCUAGGUCACAUGUGCUCAAAAACUAGGUCACUAUGUCAAAUGAUAGAAAUAACGACGUCGUACUCAGUUCAACACUGGGUCAUAUGGGGAUAGGUGAGCGAUUCAGGACCAUCAUGGUCCUCUUGUUUAAUUAACUAUUUUGAAUAAAUAAAUAGCAGCUGAUUCAAUAUUUCGGAAUGGUAUCUUUCAAAAUGACAUGAGCUUCUCAAUUCAAACUGAUAACAAAAGGUGUGAUAGUCUUUUUGUCACGAUCAAAUAGCCAGUAAUUACCGGCAAUUAAUGUGUCACCUCGUGUCAAUUAUGUUGUUCACAGUUUGAUCUCGGUUAAAGAUAAUUCUCGAUCUUUAAUUAGUAUCAUAAUUUUUGUGAUUUAUUAACAUUUCUUUCAUCAAAAUACUUUUAAAUUUAUAUGGAAUUAAUUUUGUUUGAAAGAAAAAUAAACCAUUCGAUCUUUUACGGAACGUAACGGCAAUCUUAGACAUUAGCGGUGAUAGUAAGCGCGGGGAGUAAUUUCCCUUUACCAAAAUGGCGAACAUCGGUAACAAACUUGUUUUGAAGUUGGAAAAUUGUCUAUACCUGUGUAUUAUGCGCACCCACGAUUCGGGGGUGGUCCCGGGGGUAAAAAAACUGAGCAUUAUACAUGGGUAUCUACGCUUUAUGUGAGAUAUCGCUCACAUGUCAAAAAGUCGGACAAUAGUUUGGCGAGCGGAAAAGUAGCUGACGCCUAAAGGUUAGAAAAUGUUGUAGAAGAAACAUUGAGAAAUACCGGCGACGGCUUGAUAGCAGCAUGUUUCAUAUGAGCAGAUGCUGUCAGCGAAUAGGACUUGCAUCGCAGGGAAGGACCGAGGGAAUGGACUGGCUGGCCUGCUGACCGAGGGAAUGGACUGGCUGGCCUGCUGACCGAGGGAAUGGACUGGCUGGCCUGCUGACCGACUGGUGGAGGAGAUAAUAAUAGCACCCUGCUGGCACACUGAUGAUGCUGUCAGCGAAUAGGACUUGCGUCGCGGUGGACUGGCUGGCCUGCUGACCGAGGGGGGGAAUGGACUGGCUGGCCUGCUGACCGAGGGAGGGAAUGGACUGGCUGGCCUGCUGACCGAGGGAGGGAAUGGACUGGCUGGCCUGCUGACCGAGGGAGGGUGGAGGGGAUAAUAAUAGCACCCUGCUGGCACACUGAUGGUUGACAACCACAACUAUGUAUGGCUCCCAGACUGGCCUGGAGCCCCAGGACCACUCAUGUAUCGCCAUCCAACACGACCAUAUGGAAUUCAGGCCCUGCAAGAUUUCCUCAGUGAGGCAGAGGUGGUCAUGGGUAGAAACUACUGGCCAUUUAUCCUCUCUUUAGGUGCAAUGGUGUCCAUGUGCAACUAUAAAGGAAUACAGAAACAUGGAUGAAUCUGUAAACGAGUCAAUGGUUGGGUCGUUUUUGGACGGGUCACUUUUAGAUGUUUCAGUUGAAGAAGUGGUACGGGACUCCUUCUCCUGUGGAACACCAUGGCAUUUCUUCAGGAGCUGUCAAUCAGCUCAACCUUCCCAUUCCUGUGGGAUGACCCAACCAAAGAGUCAGAUGUUAAGCAAGUCGCUAUAGAUCUUGGGAAUGCCGCUUUCCGCGGAAAAUACAAAGAUGGGGCAAAGACACCGCAGACCGGAUGCUUGGUAACGGCAAACUUCAGUCUGACAGAGGUUGAAAAAUACUACUCCCGCAUCUGCCUACUGCCAUUUGGGAAGCCAGACAUGGUCCACUGUGGGGACGGGCCCAGACUUGAGGCAAAGGCAUCAGCAGCAUCAGCAGCUUUCCCAACCCUAUUAGGUAUAGCAGCAAGGCUGAACCGAAGUAGUAUUCGGGAAGAGGUAGCAAACCUUAACAAACAUCAAGACUUGAACCUUCGAAUACAGGAAGGCAUAGCGGUGCCAGCAUAUAUUGCGAAACAAGUCCUCACAGAAUGCGGACUGCCGACAGAUGUUGUAGACCAGACCUGUGAGACUGUCGUUGGUUAUCAUGGAAGGAAGUCAGGCGUGGGUCCCACAAUUGGUAAUACAGACUUAGAUAUUGCCACCAACCUGCAGAAGGCCCUGGAAGAGUCAAGGACAAAAACCCAGAUUGGUUCCGUCAUACGCAUCCAUGAUUGGAAACUACAUAUACCAGUAAGGGAUCUGGAGAUGAUAACAGGUGUUCAUCUAAGAGACGAACUCAAGGCCAGAGGUGUUGCCACUUGUGGCAAAAGUUUUCGUUUCCUAGUAGAGCCUGGUGUCAGUAAAAUCUUCAAGUGUGCUAUGUUGAGAAUUGACUCUCUGUCUAACAGUAAGAGGAAAGCACUUGAUGAAUGGAUUAAAUCUGCUGAAAAAGAAUGUUCCAAAACAUUUAAAAUAGAAUUCAAUAUACCUAUGAAAGACAAAUGUGACACUAAUUGUGAAGAGAUGGUUGUUGAUUUCGAGCAUAUAGAUGAAAGCAUAAGACAUAGAUAUGAACAAUACUUGCAGGACAAAUUCUGUACAAAGGAAGCAUACAGUCUAGUGUUUCUUAUACCUAAAACAUGUAAGACGCUGGCAACAGUAACUGUUGUAAUCAAAAUGUCAUAG